UAAGAAUACUAACGGGCGGUCGGGCGACCUGACAAACGUACGUGUGAUGACGCAACAGUGCUCCAGGACGCUCGUGGACACGAGUACUGUCUCUUUAAAUUUACCCAGGAGCCCCUUAAGGAGCCCCAGGGGCCCCUCGUCCGGCUCCCCACCCUUAAGACAAGCAAGAGCUUCAGAAAUUCGCGACUGGAGGCCCACGCUCACGCCUUUGCUGCACCUUUUCCACGUCACGGGAGAGCCCCGAUGAAAAGUUAACUUGUCAAGAGAGAGCGCGAGGCUGGGGGGCGGAGGGGGGUAGGUUUACAUUGACAGGGUCGCGCGCGCGCACGCACACGCACGCACGCACGCGUCGUCGGAGCUGCCGUGCGAUGCCAGAUGAGUGUCCCCAACGUGCUCAUGCGCGCGUGACACGUCCCGGAACCGGAGCGAGCGCGGGAUGGACGUCGCCGCCGCCGCCGCCGCCGCCGCCGCCGAGCUUCGGCGUUGCGAGCAAGCUCGGCCGGAGCCGCUCUCAUUAACCGUACGCGGGGACGAGGAGGAGGAGGAGGAGGGAGAGGCGGCGCGCGGGCACGGCGACUGGGGAGCGGAAGACGCGCUCGCCAACGGCCACGCCUCCCGAGACGAAUCCGAGGAGGGCUCGGCGGGACCCGUCCGAUCGCCGGGCACCAGCUACUGGAGCAUCAGCGAGAGUCCCGACCGGCCCCUCAUCCUGUCGCCGGCGCCCGGUCCGUCGUCGGGACGCAAAGUGCGGCGUGCGUCGCGCCCGGGCCUGAGCCGCAUCCCGGGCCGCGACCACCGGCGCUACUACCACGAGUACUGGCGCAGCGAGUACCUGAUGGACUUUGACCCGCUGCGCCACGGCAUGAUCUGCAUGGUGUGCGGCAGCUCGCUGGCCACCCUCAAGCUGAGCACCAUCAAACGCCACAUCCGCCAGAAGCAUCCCGACUCGCUGCUGUGGAGCGCCGCCGACAAGGAGGUCAUCCGCUCGGGCUGGGAGAGCCACCUGAGCCUCGCCGCCCCGCCCGUCCAGGCCUCACCUCGGGGGGAGCGAGAGGCCGACGCUGCCGCCGCACCGGCCGAGUCCCAACUGCAACAGAGAAGGAACCUCUUUCCCCGGCCCGAGGCGGGAGACGCCGGCCAUGCGGAAGACGAGGCGGCGGCGGCGGCGGCGGCGGAGAUCCGCACGCUGGAGUGCUACCUGAACGCGUCGCUGCACGCGUGGUUCCGCCAGGAGUUCCUGAUGGAGUACGAGGCGGAUGCGGGCCGGCUGCUGUGCAUGCUGUGCGGCGGCCAGCUUCCCUCGCUGCACCUGGACCACAUCAAGAGCCACGUGCUCCAGCGCCACCCCGACUCGCUGGUUUACACCUCCCAGCAGAAGCACUGCGUCCUGCAGGCCUGGGCCCAGGCGCACGACGAGUCGGAGGGCUCGAUCCAGUCGGAGGCCGACGACGGAGGCGAGCGGGACCCGUCGCCGUCCGGGGACGCGGGUCCGCUCGGCCAAGACGGCGGGCCGGAUGCCGUACGGCCGUGCCCCGCCCGCAUGGAGCGGCGCCGCGGCGCCUGCGGCGAAUCGUGGCAGCUGCGCCUGGACUACCUGGUGGCGUACGGGCCCCGGGGCCGUCGGGUCUACUGCAUGGUGUGCUCGCAGGUGCUGCGCGGGACCCAAGUACGCAGCUUCCGCCGCCACAUCCAGCAAUGCCAUCCCCAGACGCUGAGCCUGAGCCAGGAGGAGCGGGAAGCCGCCGCCGCCGCCUGGACCAAAGAGUACUGUGCCGACGGCAUCCUCGCCCAAGACGGUGGGUGGGUUGGGGAGCUUGCAGAACCCAUCUUAUGUCAAGGGCCAGAAAACGAAAAUGAUCUGCAAAAAUGUCCAAAAAAAAUUAACACGAGCGAUGCCGCCGCUGUUCCGACCGCCGACGAAGCCCCGAACGAGGACACCAAAUGCUCGGUGAAAGAAGAAGAAGAGGAGAAGGGCGAGGACGGAGGAGUGAAGGACACAAGCAAGGACGCCGCCCCGCGCCACGGUCACUACGCGGGCAAGGACCAGCGGCGCAACUACCAGGUGCGCUGGCGCAGGGACUUCCUGAUGGACUACGACUGCCGGCGCCACGGGCUGAUCUGCAUGGUGUGCGGCGCGGCGCUGGCCACGCUGAAAGUGAGCACCAUCAAGCGCCACAUCCAGCAGGUGCACGCGCACUCGCUACGCUACGGAGACGCCGAGCGGCGCCGCGCCGCGCUGUCCUACGACCGCAACGCCAAAAGCUUUGUCCACGCCGACGACUGCUUCCUGUCCCGGGAUCACGCCCGCACAGACACAGGGCACUUUGCCACUUAAGGGGGGGGGGGGGG
Molecule: messenger RNA, 2349 nt
Organism: Syngnathus typhle (broad-nosed pipefish)
Lineage: Eukaryota; Metazoa; Chordata; Actinopteri; Syngnathiformes; Syngnathidae
Gene: zfta
Product: zinc finger translocation associated
Exons: 6
Coding region: 437-2335 (632 amino acids)
Biological process (GO): negative regulation of DNA-templated transcription
Source: RefSeq, a predicted model, not a curated record